Cladophialophora yegresii CBS 114405 is the source of this 1986-nucleotide messenger RNA. RefSeq lists its product as uncharacterized. Bases 1 to 1986 code for a protein of 661 amino acids. Gene Ontology annotation, biological process: polyphosphate catabolic process. Gene Ontology annotation, molecular function: endopolyphosphatase activity; exopolyphosphatase activity. The record is from RefSeq and is a predicted model, not a curated record. Gene Ontology annotation, cellular component: membrane; fungal-type vacuole. The transcript has 2 exons. Lineage: Eukaryota; Fungi; Ascomycota; Eurotiomycetes; Chaetothyriales; Herpotrichiellaceae.
AUGGUCCGCCUCGCAGCCGGGCUCCUGCUUUGCGCAGCUUGCACAACAGCAGCACCUCCAAACAUACCUGGCAAAAGCAACGGCUUACAACAAGUGAUUGGCGAUCCGUCAAUAUCAAGAGCACAACCUGCGCCGCGGAAGCUGCGUGGCAGGUUCCUGCACAUCACAGACAUCCACCCCGAUCCCUUCUAUAAAUCCCGCUCCGAACCCGCAGAGCUAUGUCACUCCGGCGAAGGCCAGGCUGGAAUAUUUGGAGCGGAAGUCACGGAUUGUGACGCACCCAUUAGUCUGGUCAACGCGACCUUCAAAUGGAUCGAGGAAAAUCUGAAGGACGAGAUUGACUUUGUCAUAUGGACGGGGGACUCGGCCCGACACGACAACGACGAACGGCUACCUCGAUCAGACAGCCAGGUCCUCAAGCUCAACCGCCUCAUUGUCGAGAAGUUUGUCGAUACCUUCGGAAAGCCGGACAAUAUCGACGACCCCGACCCAACCAAUGACUUUGUCGUUCCGAUUGUCCCUACCUUUGGAAACAACGACAUCCUCCCUCACAACAUUUUCACCCCCGGACCGAACAAAUGGACGCGGGCGUAUCUCGAUGUCUGGAACCGAUUUGUUCCCCAGGCACAACGGCAUUCGUUUGCAAGAGGUGGCUGGUUCUUUACCGAAGUGAUACCCAACAAGUUGGCGGUUUUCAGCUUGAAUACCUUGUAUUUUUUUGAUUCGAAUUCUGCCGUCGAUGGUUGUGACCUGAAAUCAGAACCCGGUUACGAGCAUAUGGAAUGGCUACGGACACAACUACAGUUUCUGCGCAUCCGUGGGAUGAAGGCUAUCUUGAUCGGCCAUGUGCCGCCAGCAAGGACAGACAGCAAACAGAAUUGGGACGAGAGUUGCUACCAGAAAUAUACCCUGUGGAUGCGUCAGUACCGCGAUGUCAUUGUUACAUCUAUUUUUGGACACAUGAACAUCGAUCACUUCAUGUUCCAGGACGUCAAGGACUUGACGUACAAAUUCCACGUUGAAGGAAUCAAUGACAGAUCCGACCCCGCCAGGCAAUGGCCCGCCAGGUCACGCGACGACACGUUUAGCAUCUCCGCGAAGGCGCAAUACUUGAAUGAGUUGAGAUCGGGGUGGUCAGAACUGCCUGCACCGCCGGCGGGUGCUAUUCCCCAUGAGGACGGCAGCGUUCGUUACACCGACAAGGAUGGGUCAGGCGACGACAAAGAGUUGAAGAAGUAUUUGAAGGCGAUCGGCGGACCUUGGGCCGAGAGAUUCAGCCUUUCGCUGGUAUCCCCGAGCGUUGUUCCCAACUUCUUCCCAACCUUGCGGGUGAUGGAGUACAACAUCACAGGGCUAGAGAAUGAGCAUCCUGCGGGAGGCCCGAUCGGAGAACCGGCCGAGUACUUCCACACCGAUCUAUUCGAGGGGGAUAUUAUUGAGCAGAGCGACGACGAAGAUGACAUGGAGGUUGGUUCAGACGACGGGGUACAUGAAGCCAAAAAGAAGCACAAAAAAGGCAAGAAGAAGAAGCCCAGGAGACCUCCAUUCCCCGUGCCAAAGCCUCCCGCGAAGACCUCACCACCCGGCCCAGGCUUUUCUCCACAACCGCUUUCGCUGCUGUCAUUCACGCAGUACUACGCCAACUUGACGCAGAUCCACGAGCAAAUCCGAUCAGACGAGAAACACAAACACCACCCCGAGAGGCACUUUAAGUACAAGGUCGAGUAUACCACCAACAACGACAAGUACUAUCAGAUGAAGGACUUGACGGUCCGGUCGUGGCUGGAUCUUGCCGAGAGGAUCGGGCGGGAUUCAUUAAAGAUCAAAGAUCAGGCUGAUGGCUAUGAAUUGGUGGAGCAACACGAGCGUGAGGUCGAUCCUGAACGCAAAACCAAGAAGCUGAAGAACCGGUUAUGGAAGGAGUUCAUCAAAAGAGCUUUCGUCCAUACGAAGCCUGACGAGGAGAUCGACCAGGAGUUUGGGUGA